AUGCUCGUAUCGAGCGUUUUCCGCUCUGACGUCUCGAUAUCCCCGGCCCAGGCGACGUGGUUCGGGGUAGCUGCUGCAGUGGCCGUUGUUGGCGCAACAACCUUGGUUCUCUCAUCCAUUGGCAAGCCCGAGGUGAAAGGCAAGUCCACCACAGAGCUCAGCGGAGGAAAGUUGAAGAAGGAUGAAGUGGCUAACGGCUGGACUAACUACGACAGAUACUUCCAACAAAAUCCUGGCGAAGGAGUCACCGAAAAGAGCCAAGCUCCUCAAUUUGUCGACACAUUUUACAAUCUCGUGACCGACAUUUACGAAUGGGGGUGGGGACAGAGCUUCCAUUUCUCGCCUGCUCUCCCCGGGAAGUCAGAUAGGGAGGCGACGAUCGCUCAUGAGGAGUACAUUGCGACUAUAUUGAAGCUUAAGCCUGGAAUGAAGGUUCUGGACGCGGGAUGCGGAGUUGGCGGACCAAUGCGCGCGAUCGCGGCCAAGUCCGGAGCGAAUGUAACUGGUGUUACUAUUAACGAGUAUCAAGUGGAGCGUGCUCAGCAGCACAAUGCCCGGAGAGGCUUGGACAAGCUGUGCACGGUGGUCCAAGGCAACUUUCUUGAGCUGCCGUUUGAGGAUAACAGCUUUGAUGCUGCUUAUUCUAUCGAGGCUACCUGCCAUGCUCCGAAGCUGACGGACGUUUACGGCGAGAUCUUCCGCGUGCUGAAGCCCGGCCAGCUGUACGCGACGUACGAGUGGGUGAAGACGCACAAGUACGACCCAGACAACAAGGAGCACGUUAAGAUUAUUGACGACAUCUGCUACGGGAACGCGCUUCCGGAGCUUCGAUCUUACAAGGAGAUCGUGGAAGCAGCUGAAGCGGUGGGGUUCGAAGUUAUUGACAACAGGGAUGUCGCAGCUCCUCCUGCUCUCCCCUGGUGGACGCGCCUCAAGAUCGGCCGUAUCGCACCGGGAUCUUCACUCCCGCACACCUGCUGCUGCUUCGGAAACCCGCUGCGCCGGCCUCCACUUAAAUUAGAAUUCUCUCUUCAUUACUUCUCCAUUCAAUGCUGUUGCCCACACACUCUCUCCAACACUCCCUUCCUCGCAUCUCGUUCUCCAUUCCCUCACCUCGUGCGCCCCUCCUCAUCUUCCUUUGUUUACAACACUUCUCCCUUCCUUCCUCCUUUAGUCACUCGUCACUUCACCUCCCUUUUUGCAUCCGCUUGUUGUUUCUUCCUCUCUUGUCUCCCUCACUCCCUCCCGCUCCGCCACUCUAUCCUCCCCUCCCUCCAUCCCUCCUGCCUCCCUCCUGGUCGCCCUCCCUCUCUCCUUCUCUCAUUCUCUCCCUCACUCCGGCUCUCUGUCUUGCUCUCUCUGUCACAAUUCGCUCCUCCCUCUCUCCCUACCCCUAUCCCCCUUGCAUCCAUCUCUCUAUCCCUUCGUCCCAACACUUGGCCCUGUACUUUCAUCUCUAUUAGGUACCUCUUUCCUGUCCUCCCUCUGUACAUUCUCAUCCUCUUCUGCCCCCCCUCCCACCACCCACAUCUCUCACUCCUAUCCUUUGAACCCCACCUUUCUGGACAUCCCACUCUCACUCCUCUCCUUACUACCUGCCUACCCACACACUCCUCCCAAGCUCUACCACCUAAACAUCUGUACACAGCAUGCAUGUGUGCCUAA
Closterium sp. NIES-65 is the source of this 1665-nucleotide messenger RNA. Lineage: Eukaryota; Viridiplantae; Streptophyta; Zygnematophyceae; Desmidiales; Closteriaceae. The record is from the annotation of a GenBank genome assembly.